AUGGCAGUAGGAAAGGAGAUUGUGGGCAUCGUCCAGGCUCUGAUAGGAUGGAUCUUAGCUAUUGUCACCUGUGCUCUGCCGAAGUGGAGAGUCACAGCUUUUACUGGCUCUAACAUCGUCACAUCACAGAUCAUCAGGGAGGGAAUCUGGAUGAGCUGUGUUGUGCAGAGCUCUGGACAGAUGCAGUGUAAGGUCUAUGACUCCAUGCUGGCUCUGUCUUCAGACCUGCAGGCAGCCCGAGCCAUGACUGUCAUCUCCAUCGUCACGGCUCUGCUGGCUUUGAUAAUCUCCAUUGUGAGUGUAAAGCGGACCAACUGCAUCUCUGGGAUCCUCUUCCUUAUUGCUGGCAUCAUUCUGCUCAUCCCUGUGUCCUGGACAAGCUACACCAUCAUGCAGGACUUCUACAAUCCUUUACUUCACUGGGCUCAGCGCAGAGAGCUUGGAGAAUCCCUCUACAUUGGCUUUGCAGCUGCCGCUCUGCUCAUCAUUGGAGGAGGUUUUCGUUCCUUCGUCUGUUCUCCACAACAUAAAAGCUCCAGAUAA
Colossoma macropomum (tambaqui) is the source of this 543-nucleotide messenger RNA. RefSeq names its product claudin-4-like. The transcript has a single exon. Lineage: Eukaryota; Metazoa; Chordata; Actinopteri; Characiformes; Serrasalmidae. Gene Ontology annotation, biological process: bicellular tight junction assembly; cell adhesion. Bases 1 to 543 code for a protein of 180 amino acids. Gene Ontology annotation, molecular function: structural molecule activity. Gene Ontology annotation, cellular component: bicellular tight junction; plasma membrane. The record is from RefSeq and is a predicted model, not a curated record.